CAGCAAAGCCAACGGGCCCACCCCAUGGAGCCAUGCGGGGUGACGGAGGCGGCCAAUGGCUCCACCGAAGGCUUGGACUUCAACCCCAUGGAGCAGUACAUGAUCCUCAGCGACCCCCAGAAGAUAGCUGUUGCCGUGCUGUGCACGCUCCUGGGCCUGCUGAGCGCCCUGGAGAACCUGGCCGUGCUCUACCUGAUCCUGUCUUCCCACUGGCUCCGCCGGAAGCCCUCGUACCUGUUCAUCGGCAGCUUGGCUGUGGCUGACUUCCUGGCCAGUGUGGUCUUUGCCUGCAACUUUGUAAAUUUCCACGUCUUCCAGGGUGUGGAUUCCAGGGCUGUCUUCCUGCUGAAGAUCGGCAGCGUGACCUUGACCUUCACUGCCUCCGUGGGUAGCCUGCUGCUGACCGCCAUUGACCGCUACCUCUGUCUGCGCUACCCACCUAGGUACAAAGCCCUACUGACCCGUGGGAGGGCGCUGGUGACCCUGGGCGUCAUGUGGGUCCUCUCGGCGCUGGUGUCCUACCUGCCCCUCAUGGGGUGGACUUGCUGCCCCAGUCCCUGCUCCGAGCUCUUCCCCCUGAUCCCCAACGACUACCUGCUGAGCUGGCUCCUGUUCAUCGCCUUCCUCUUCUGUGGCAUCAUCUGCACCUACGUGCACGUCCUCUGGAAAGCCCGUCAGCACGUAGCCAGCUUGGCUGGGCACCAGGACCAGCAGGUGCCGGGAGUAGCCUGGAUGCGGCUGGACGUAAGGUUGGCCAAGACCCUGGGCCUGGUGCUGGCUGUGCUGCUCCUAUGCUGGUUCCCAGUCCUGGCCCUCAUGGUCCACAGCCUGGUGGCCACGCUGAGCGAGCAGGUCAAGAAGGCCUUCGCUUUCUGCUCGAUGCUGUGCCUCGUCAACUCCAUGGUGAACCCCGUCAUUUACGCCCUGCGGAGUGGGGAGAUCCGCUCCUCUGCCCAACGCCGCCUGGCCCGCUGGAAGAAGCGCCUGCAGGGCCUGGGGCGAGAAGAAAAAGAAGAGGCCCCAAGGUCAAGGUCAUCCAUCUCAGAGACGGACAGGAACUUCACCCUGGGGCCAGAGUCUGGAGGGCAGUAGCGCUCGGAGCUCGGGCGAUGCCUCCACUCCAGGUCUGAAGCGACACUGCUCUUACGGGAACAGGGGAUGCCACAGCUACUCCAUUAGGCUGCGAGGUGCUGGGACCGACUUCCCAGAGAGCCCUGCCUUGCAAGCAGCCUGUUGAAGAGCAAGGUCCUGUGGCUGGGAGACAAAGGGCUGGGCGUCAGGCCCAGCAACGCCCUGCCCCGCAACAUGUCUCAGCACCUGUGUCCCCCAGAAACCACAGGCGCCCAGGGAGCCUUCCACCCCAGCACUGAGGGACUCAGAGGAAGUCCAAGCAGGAUUCUUCUAGAAACCCUGGUACCACUGCUGAUCUUUGGGCCUCCUUGGGUCUGGAACUACGAGAGAUCACACCUCUGGGUCACCUGGGCCCACGGAGGGCCGAGGACUGUGAUGUGCUGAGUGUCCGGGUGUUGGCCCCUCUUCCAGAGGUGCGGGAUGACAUCAGCUUCAGGUCCCUUGUUCGGAAUGAGGGCCCCACCCCCACAUCCUAACAGCCCCCACUCUCAGCUCCUUGGCGGAGGCACAAACAUUCGAGACAGAGACUCUUCAGAAAAUUGUGUUGGCGCCUGUGCUGUGGCACAGUGGGCUAAGCCUCCCGCCUGUGAGGCCAGCAUCCCAUAUGGGCGCUAAUUUGUGUCCUGCUGCUCCGCUUCCAAUCCAGCUCUCUGCUAUGGGCCCCUGCACCCUCACGGGAGACUGGGAAGGAGCUCCUGGCGCCUGCCUUCCGAUUGGCCCAGCUCUGGCCAUUGAAGCCAUUUGGGGAAUGAA
Molecule: messenger RNA, 1884 nt
Organism: Lepus europaeus (European hare)
Lineage: Eukaryota; Metazoa; Chordata; Mammalia; Lagomorpha; Leporidae
Gene: CNR2
Product: cannabinoid receptor 2
Exons: 1
Coding region: 25-1092 (355 amino acids)
Biological process (GO): cannabinoid signaling pathway
Cellular component (GO): membrane
Molecular function (GO): cannabinoid receptor activity
Source: RefSeq, a predicted model, not a curated record